This is a messenger RNA of Medicago truncatula (barrel medic), 1849 nucleotides long. Its product is annotated as SRSF protein kinase 1. Gene Ontology annotation, biological process: peptidyl-serine phosphorylation; regulation of mRNA processing; spliceosomal complex assembly. The transcript is spliced from 4 exons. The record is from RefSeq and is a predicted model, not a curated record. Lineage: Eukaryota; Viridiplantae; Streptophyta; Magnoliopsida; Fabales; Fabaceae. The coding region runs from base 241 to 1569 and encodes 442 amino acids. Gene Ontology annotation, molecular function: protein serine/threonine kinase activity; ATP binding.
AAAACAGAAACAGUUGAAAAAGCAUUGAAAGGAAAAGAGAAAGAGAAAGAGAGAAAAAAGUGGAGCAUUGUUGAAGAGAGAGGCUUGUGAUAAAAAAGACCACACCACAAAUAGAACAACAACAAUCUCUUUUAACCUUAAUAAUCUCACAAUUUCAUUUCAUUUCUCAAACACAAACUUACUCUGUUCUUGUUCUGUUUUGUUUCCUUAAAGUUUCAGUUUUUAUUCAAUUCUUCAUACAUGUCUUGUUCUUCUUCAUCUGGGUCUGAAGAUGAUGAUGAAGGCUUUGAUUCCUACCGGAAAGGUGGAUAUCACGCCGUCCGGGUCGGUGAUCAGUUCGCCGGUGGAAGAUAUAUAGCUCAGAGGAAAUUGGGCUGGGGUCAGUUUUCCACCGUUUGGCUUGCUUUUGAUACUACCAACGAUACAUAUGUUGCUCUCAAAAUCCAGAAAAGUGCAGCACAGUUUGUUCAGGCUGCUCUUCACGAGAUAGAUGUUCUUUCAUCCAUUGCUGAUGGCGCCCCUUCAAAUUCAAAAUUUGUUGUCCAAUUGAUCGACCACUUUAAGCACACAGGUCCUAAUGGCCAGCACCAAUGCAUGGUACUCGAGUUUCUUGGAGAUAGCUUGCUACGUCUAGUCAGAUACAACCGUUACAAAGGUCUUCCGAUGAAUAAAGUCAGGGAGAUUUGUCAAUGCAUUUUGAUUGGUUUGGAUUACUUGCAUAGGGAACAUGGUAUUAUACACACAGACCUAAAACUUGAAAAUGUUCUUUUGGUUUCUACUAUCGAUCCGGCGAAAGACCCUGUUAGAUCGGGAGUCUCCCCGAUUUUAGAGAGGCCCGAGGGAAACAUAAACGGCGCGGUUACUAGUCUUAUUGAGAAAAAGUUGAAAAGGAGAGCAAGGAGGGCGGUAGCUAAAAUUUCUGGACAAAGAGGUUCUAUGGGAGAAGCUCCAAAUUCUGAUAGAAAUAUUGAUGGGAUUGAUGUUAGAUGCAAAGUGGUUGAUUUUGGAAAUGCAUGUUGGGCUGAUAAGCCAUUUGCGGAAGAAAUUCAGACACGACAGUAUAGAGCUCCUGAAGUUAUACUGCAGGCUGGUUAUUCCUUCUCCGUCGAUAUGUGGUCUUUUGCUUGUAUUGCUUUCGAGCUUGCCACUGGGGAUAUGUUAUUUACUCCCAAAGUCGGACAAGGUUUUAGCGAGGACGAGGAUCACCUUGCCCUGAUGAUGGAACUCCUUGGAAAGAUGCCCCGGAAGGUUGCUACUGCAGGAAUGAAAUCCAAGGAUUUCUUCGACAGACACGGGGAUCUCAAAAGGAUUCGGAGGCUAAAAUUUUGGCCUCUUAACAAACUAUUGAUUGAAAGAUACAAAUUAUCAGAGAGUGAUGCUCAUGAAUUUUCAGAGUUUCUCUUACCUCUUCUUGAUUUUGCACCCGAGAAGCGACCAACUGCGGAACAGUGCCUGCAACACCCUUGGCUCAUGGAAAAGGACUCUGUUCCUGAUGAAAUGAGAAAUGAAUCUAGUGUGGAAAAAGUGGAUGUUGGAAUAAGCAACCUUAAAAUCAAGGUGGGAAAGUGAAGGGGAGAUAGAAAUUUGAGAAUCACUCUCUAAGUCCCCUCUUCAACAUUAUUGACUUUUGAUUGUGGUUUUAUUUCGUUGGUUUGGCUAAAUUCAAUAAGAUUUACAUUUUUUUAUUGGAUUAACUACUAUGAUAUGUAAAUUAGCAAAGAAUUUUUGUUCAUCCAUAGAUAUAUGACAGAAAUUUGUGUGUAUAUGACAUUCAUCCAAGGCAAGUCUUUUUGUUUUCCUCCUCCAUGAGGUCUCAAAGCUAAGAGAAAUGAAUAUUUUUUAAUGCUAA